GUUAAUUUAUUUAUUAAUGUGCACGUAAAAUAUUGUUAAAUAAAUGUGAAGUUAAACUGUGAAUAUUUAAAGUAUAUAUUUAAAAAAACUUUGCUCUAAAAUUUAAGUGAUAGAGAGAGAUUUUAGUCAGACAAAAAUAGAUGAAAAAAAAUAAAUUUAAACUGGUGAUUUGAAUUUUUAUAUUUUUUAGUGUAAUCAGUGUUUAUUGAUUAUCGAUUUGACUAUAUCAAAUUGACCUUGAAACAUGUGAAUAAUUAAUAAUAAAUAAAGUGUAAAAGAAAAAUUGAAUAAUCAAAUUUUUAUUAUAAAAUACUUUUAUUGAUUUAUUUUAAAUUUAAUAAAAAUAAUAAAAUUGUUGAAAAAAUAAAAAUAAAUAUGCCAAGGCCAACAAGAGAAUCUUACAAUGGUGAACAAAAGCCACCGUAUUCAUAUAUAUCAUUAACAGCAAUGGCAAUAUGGUCAUCAAAAGAUAAAAUGCUACCGCUUGCUGAUAUUUAUAAAUUUAUUGCCGAUAGAUUUCCAUAUUAUCGUAAUGACACUAGAAGAUGGCAAAAUUCAUUGAGACAUAAUUUAUCAUUUAAUGACUGUUUUAUAAAGGUACCAAGAAAUCCUCACACAAAUCCGCCAGGUAAAGGUGCCUACUGGGCACUCCAUCCAGCAGCUCUAUCAAUGUUUGAAAAUGGUUCAUAUUUACGUCGAAGAAAGCGUUUUAAAUUACCAAAAGAAUGCAAAAAUGAUAGCAAAUUAUUAUCAGAACAUACUUCAAAAUUAACAACAGUAUCAUCAAUUGAUUAUCAUCAUAAUUCAUACUAUCAAACAAAUCAAUAUCACAAUCAAAGUAUUGCAUUAACACAACAACAGUUAGAUUUUUUAAAUAUGACAUCUGGUUUAAAGCACAAAAUACGCAAAAUACCAAAUUUAUUAUUAAAUAAUGAUGAUGAUAAAAUUAUUAAAAAUAAUGAUGAUACAACUAGUGAAUUAUUUAUGGAAAAAAAAUUAAACACAAUAAGGCCAAAGACCCUUGUAAAUUCAUCCAAGUCUUUCAACAUUGACAGUAUUAUCGAAACCAGUAACUCGAACGACCAACGGCCAACCAGAGAUGCUGAUGUAAGAGUUCCCAUUCCUGAAAUAAAUUCACAAAAUUUAUUAGCAUGGCAUAAUAGCAGUACACAGUAUCAUCCUAUAUCAAAUCCACUUGUUAAUUAUCCUCUUCAUCUUCAUCAAGCUGCUGCUGUUUAUGCUCUAGCAACAGCAAAUAUAUUUGCAUCACAAAAAUUUCAAAACAUUCAUGAAAUUGGAUCAACAACAUCACCAUUUUAUAAUAUAUAUCCUGGUCUUUUACACCUUGAACAAAGUCAUUUUUUAUCUGCCUAUCAAGAUGCAACAUUUGGACAAUCAUCAACAUCAUCAAUGAGAAAUUUAACAGCACCAUUAUUACCAACAAAUCAUAUUCCAAUUAUAAAUUCACCCCAUCUUGAAAUAACAGAAAUUCCAAGUUUUUCAUCAUCAGAUAUUUCCAAUGAUUUAUCACCAACUUGAUGCUUUUAUUUAUAUAAAUAAAUAUUUGUAAAUUUUUAACAAUAAAGUCGUUUAU
Aphidius gifuensis is the source of this 1594-nucleotide messenger RNA. RefSeq names its product forkhead box protein D2-like. Gene Ontology annotation, biological process: regulation of transcription by RNA polymerase II; anatomical structure morphogenesis; cell differentiation. The transcript has 3 exons. Gene Ontology annotation, molecular function: DNA-binding transcription factor activity, RNA polymerase II-specific; RNA polymerase II cis-regulatory region sequence-specific DNA binding. The coding region runs from base 376 to 1539 and encodes 387 amino acids. The record is from RefSeq and is a predicted model, not a curated record. NCBI's taxonomy places the organism in Eukaryota, Metazoa, Arthropoda, Insecta, Hymenoptera, Braconidae.